Dentiscutata erythropus is the source of this 967-nucleotide messenger RNA. NCBI's taxonomy places the organism in Eukaryota, Fungi, Glomeromycota, Glomeromycetes, Diversisporales, Gigasporaceae. The record is from the annotation of a GenBank genome assembly.
AUGGUUUUUGCUGAAGAGGGAUACGAUUCUACUCAAGAUGUUUUUGAUUCGGUAAUUUCUACGCUUGUUCCUACUUUGAUAGUUUAUAUGUUUGAUAAAGAUGUGAUUGGAAUUCGGAAAUUGAAAGAGGCAAAUUCUUCAGAUUCCAAAACAAAAGCGGAGGCAGGUUAUUCGGAUUCCGAAACAAAAGCAGAAGAGGGUUCUUCGGAUCUUGAAACGAAAGAUGAAAAUAUAAUACGCAAAAUUAAGAGAAAGCAUGUUCUUGACGACUUUAUUUUUUUGUUAUCCCUUUUUGUUUUGCCUUCGGUGGUAUUUUAUAAGAACAAGGAUAAAUUUCCGAUACCUCUUUGGAUUUCAAUUUUCUUAGGAAUGGUAUCCAUUCUGGUUUUUGUUUUAAUGAUGUUAAAUUACUUUGUUAAAUUAAAUAAUUUAAGAGGCUAUGGAUUAAAAAUAUAUAUUAUUCCAUUAUCGAUCGAAUUUUGUCAUGUUUUAUCAGAUGUUAGUUUUAUAUUUUAUUCUAAAAGUGUUUUUACAGGUGUUUAUUUGAACAUUUUUGUUUAUUUACACGCUGUAACUGGUGUUAUAUGUUUGGUUGCAAUUAUUAUUUAUAUUAGUUUUUUUACUAGAGUAAAUAGUUUGGUGGAAAGGAUUUGUUGUAUUUGUUGUAUUUGUUGUAUCCAUUUGAAUGCGGAAAUUUUAUUUAGAAUGGAGAAGGUAAUGAGAAUUGUUGGUAUUACAAUAACAUUUAUUUGGACUCCGAUAAUUCAGAUGUUUAAUUUAUCUUUGUUUUCUGGUAAUGAUUAUUAUUGGACAAGAUCUAUAUUGGCUUUGAAUUUAUUAUAUUUUACAAGGGUGAUCAAUUACGCGAUUAAUGACGAAGUAGUGGAUUCUUCUGAGUUAAACAAUGAAGAACUUAAUUACAUAACUUUUGGUAUUUUAAAUACCAUGUUUAAUAUUCGUAAUUUUG